UUGGGCUUCUAAUGAAGUUUCUUGCACAGAGCGUGCUCGUCGCCUAUCCCGACGGGCUUGGCACUGGGCAACGCAUCGCUGGCGCGCUUGGAUCCUCCUCGCUCGAUCGCUCUGUCUCGCACGCCACUCUAUCUCUCGAUUCCUACGGCUUGCCCGAUGGAAAUGUGCUCCUAGAAGUCGUGAAUUACAGCAAGGGGGAGGUUCCAAUGGUUUCCUUGAUCAUCCUCGCGCAAGAGCCGCCACCGCAUCUCCAUUCCUGCGUCGCCCACGAGCUCCUGCGCUACAUUUUCCACAACGCUCCAGCCGACGAGGAGAGCUUCACCAUCUUCGUCCCCAGCGCCGCGCCAUUCCCGAGCGUGGAUUCCCGCCACAACACCGCCGGUGCCCGGCUCGCGCACAAGCUCGUCAUCAACGACGACCUCUCGGCUCGCAGCCAGAUGUUCGGGGAGCUCAUCGACGCCCCGCAAGACCUCCAGCCCAAGGACGAGUUCCUGGCGUGUCUCGUCCAUCUCAUGCGCGUCAUGGGAGCUCCCGGAGUGAUCCUCCUCGUCCCAGUUCGUCGCGUGAGCCCCCAAGACGGAGCCCUCGUCUCGAGAGAGAAGGAUUGCGCAUUCCAGGCGAUCGCGCACCUUGGAGGCCUCCUCGCGCAGUGGCUGGCGCUGGAAUUCUCCACCCAGAUGAUGGAUCGAAGCCUCCCAGAGAGUUUCAUCACCAGGGACGCGAGAAAACCCGGCGAGUGGAGAGAUCUCUAUACUUGAGAGCGUUGACCUGGUCAACUAUUCCGGAAAAGUCAACGUGUAUGAAGGAGAAUCGAACGCUCGUUGGUUUUGUUUC
Molecule: messenger RNA, 834 nt
Organism: Selaginella moellendorffii
Lineage: Eukaryota; Viridiplantae; Streptophyta; Lycopodiopsida; Selaginellales; Selaginellaceae
Exons: 4
Coding region: 12-758 (248 amino acids)
Source: RefSeq, a predicted model, not a curated record